UAUACUUUUUCCAAUUUGUUUAUCCAUAUAUCACAAUUAAUAUUUGCAAUUCGUUGGAACUUUAUACAUAAUCAAUUAAAUAUGAGGAAAGUCAGGAUACAAAAUCGACUUAAGUAUUCGAAAAUGGGAUGUUGGAAUAUUCUGAAAAAACAGGCCGCCGACUUUUGCUCCAAUACCGGAUUACACGGUUACAAAUAUAUUAGUCAAACUCAACAUCCUAAAGCGGAGCGGAUUAUUUGGGCGAUAACGGUAAUUACAUCAUUAUGCUGUGCUUUCAUUUUAAUAAAAAUGUCUUUGAAUUAUUAUAUUAGUCAUCCCACCCUGACAGUUAUCAAAUCAACGCAUAAUGAAAUAGGGAAUUAUCCAUUUCCGGCAAUAACAAUAUGCGAUAUUAAUCGCGUGUCUUACAAAUUAACCGAGGAAUUCGUCAAAAAUUUGAAGACACCAUCCAAUAUGUCGAAAAAAUUUUUAAUUGAAGAAAUGCGAUUGAUGAAUGAAUUGUUAAUACCAGGAAUAUUUGGAUAUGACGUUGAGAAAAAUCUUACUCGCCUACAAGAUAUUAUAGAUGAUAACAGUAUGUCCAUUCUUGAUGUAAUACAAUUGAUUACACAAAAUUGCAGUACCCUAAUAAGAAGAUGCAAGUGGAAGGGCACAGUCGAUCAUUGUGACAAAUAUUUCCAGCCAGCUUUGGCACGGGAUGGCUUAUGCUGCAGUUUUAAUUAUUAUGUUUAUCCAGAUACAAUACCUGAGAAAUUGGAGCAAUCUUCUGCCUGUGGUUUCGAGACUGGUAUGACUGUAAUACUAGAUAAUGAUCCCAAAGAUUAUUAUUCUGCUAUUAUCGGGGCAUAUGGAGUAAAGGUCAUGAUACACUACUCGUUCGAUUAUCCAGAUUUUAAUUCCGAAAUUCAAUUAGCACGAACAAAUAGUGAACAUUUCCUGAGUGUUACACCUGAGGAAAUGUAUUCAAAUUCCGAUAUGAAGAAUUUAGCGAUUUCUACACGAAAAUGUAUACUUAGUGAUGAAGCAAACAAAACACUAUAUACAAAUGUCAAAGAGAGAAAUUUAACUUUUGCGAUAUAUACAUAUCACAACUGUCUUGCAGAAUGUCGAGCUAGCAUUUUAAAAAAAAAAUGCGGUUGCAUCCCUUAUUACUUUCCACAAAAUAGUACUAGAGUAUGUAACCUCAGGGAUGUCCAAUGUUUACUGAAAAAUAAGUCGUUUUUCGAUGCUUCAUGGCCAAAUGUGGAUGAAACUGACAACAAAAGAUUAUUACAAAAGAUAAAGAAUAUGAAAACGGGACCUUGCGGAUGCAUACCCGAUUGCACUCUAUUUUAUUAUCCCUUGGGAAACUCUUAUGGAACGCUCGAUUCUACUAUUUACUAUAACGAUAAUGGUUUUUUAAAGGACUCUCGUAACGGCACUAGCUUACUCAAUCACACUAUAGUACAUGUAUUCUUCAACGAUUUAGUUGCCAUUCAGUAUCGACGAUCAGUUAAUUAUAGUUGGCGUAAUAUCUUCGGUAAGAUAUAAAUAAACAUUCAGGUUAAAAAAAAUACAUAUACAGAUAGUAAUAUAUAGUAAUA
This is a messenger RNA of Camponotus floridanus (Florida carpenter ant), 1583 nucleotides long. Its product is annotated as sodium channel protein Nach-like. Gene Ontology annotation, molecular function: ligand-gated sodium channel activity. Gene Ontology annotation, cellular component: membrane. Bases 82 to 1530 code for a protein of 482 amino acids. The transcript is spliced from 9 exons. The record is from RefSeq and is a predicted model, not a curated record. Gene Ontology annotation, biological process: sodium ion transmembrane transport. NCBI's taxonomy places the organism in Eukaryota, Metazoa, Arthropoda, Insecta, Hymenoptera, Formicidae.